AUGUCACAACUUCAAGCUAAUUUUGGAAAAACACUUUGGUGUCCGCGGUCUUUGAAAUUUUUCUUCCUCAAACCAGAUCGUUCUAUUUUUGUCUACCUGCAUUUUUGGUUGUUGAUGUUUUUUAAUUUCCAAACUUUUGGACAUGCAAUCGACUUUUGCUAUGAUGGCUCUAAGGAAG
This is a messenger RNA of Paramuricea clavata, 178 nucleotides long. The record is from the annotation of a GenBank genome assembly. Lineage: Eukaryota; Metazoa; Cnidaria; Anthozoa; Malacalcyonacea; Plexauridae.